AUGGACAGGAAACUGAAUCUGAACCGAGCUGAGACGUUCUCCUUCGUCAACCCCUGGAUCAGAUAUUUUCUCUUCUUUUUCAGCUUCUUAUUUUGGGUUUUCUCCUUGUUGAUUGUUGCAAUUGGGGUAUACGCUAAAGUCCAGAAAGCUACAGACACAGUGCGGGACACCUUCCUGAUCGACCCAGCUGUCAUCCUAAUUGUGGUGGGGGUGGUCAUGUUCUUCAUCACUUUCUGUGGCUGCAUUGGAGCCCUCCGAGAGAACAUUCGCCUCCUAAAGACAUUUUCUUUCAGCCUGACACUGGUCUUCCUCACUCAGCUGGCCAUAGCAAUUCUGGGUUUCUUCUACUCUGAUCAGACUCGGGAUGCUUUGGGAAAGUUUGUGAAGAAAGCCAUUGUGCACUAUAGGGAUGAUCUGGAUCUGCAGAACCUGAUGGAUUACAUCCAGAAAGAGUUCAAGUGCUGUGGGUGGAACAACUACACAGACUGGUCUUGGAACCUGUACUUUAAUUGUACACAUAAGAACCCAAGCUCCGAGCGCUGUUCUGUACCUUACUCCUGCUGCACUCCUGUUCCUGGAGAGGCAGUGAUUAACACUAUGUGUGGUUUUGGGGUUCAAACCCAGAACUACCUGGAGGCAAACAAGUCAAUCUACCCAGUAGGUUGUGCGGACAGGGCCGUGCUGUGGAUCGAGUCUCAUCUGUUGCUAGUUGGGGCUCUCACCCUGGGACUAGCCUUGCCUCAGAUUGCAGGGAUCGUGCUGUCCCAGAUCCUGAUCUCUCAGAUCCAAGAUGAGAUUACCUCAGUGUUGUGA
Xiphias gladius (swordfish) is the source of this 813-nucleotide messenger RNA. RefSeq names its product tetraspanin 33b (gene tspan33b). The record is from RefSeq and is a predicted model, not a curated record. The transcript is spliced from 8 exons. Lineage: Eukaryota; Metazoa; Chordata; Actinopteri; Istiophoriformes; Xiphiidae. The coding region runs from base 1 to 813 and encodes 270 amino acids. Gene Ontology annotation, cellular component: membrane.